AUUCUUGUCAUUCUCAGCAUCAUUGUCAUUUUAGUUACACCCAUAUAGUAAUUUAGUAUAUACAUAUAUAAUAAUAUAAACUUAAUAAUAAAAAAACUCCAACUGAUAAGCUUACAAACCGUAAACGCCUUUUAUUUGCACACCGGAUGAUGAUAAAAGGCGCAUUGUUUUAAACAAUUCAUUUUCCAAAGUGUAAUUUUUCAGCAGUGGAAAAAUUGGAAACUGAAAAAUCUGACACAAAUGCCAUAAAUGGCACAUGGAUGAAUUGAAUGUUAUUCCAAAGUGUUUGCUGGGAAUAAAAUUGCAUUGGAGAAUAUAUAUUUUAUAAAUAUAUACAUGCAUGUGUGAAUCAUCGUAAAUGAAAGUGUUAUUAACCGAGAAGUGAUCUUAACCUAAAAAAAAUCAUUUUGACAAGUGUAUAAUAUUUUUGCCAAAAUCUGUGGUUUUUCUAAACUCUUCAAAACGGAGAGACGAAAGUAUUUUCGUUUUCGUAAGAAAAUGAGUUUGAGUAUCAGUAAGUUUUUUUCCAAAAAGAAACAUCACAGUGGAAAUCAUCUGGAGACGUUGAAUACUGCUGCUGAAAUUGGACUUCCUACAAAUGUCUCACAUCAGUUUCAUGUCAGUAAAAAUAAGUUCACAGGACAAUUGGAGGGCCUUCCAGACCCGUGGAUUCGAUUAUUAAAUGCACAAAUUACAAAAUCGGAGCAAACGCAACAUCCGACGGCAGCUUUACAGGCUAUUAAGUAUUAUAAUUAUUCGAUUAAGAGAAAACCACAAGAGGAGGUUUUCAAACCGUUUGUAACGCAAGAUCUAAUCGAGGAAGAGUCACAGGAAAUCGAUAAGAUCUUGGCGAAAAAAUAUCAAUCCGGAGGUUCUGAUGGCUCGGCUUCUGCGAGUUCCACUGACAGUCAGAUUCAAAGGGUACCAGAAUUACCGCCGAAAUUGGGAAAACCACCGAAACCAGCCCCACGUCAACACACACGAACGGAGAAAACAUUGACUGAAAUAUUGGAGGAUUUAAGUAAUUAUCAAAUAGACGAUAAUUCUCCCGACGAAAUUCACGUGCCUCAAGAGCAAUUCAUACCCGACGCAGAGGAAAGUCCCGUCCUUCGACGUAAAGCCGAGUCAAUAAUCACAAGACUCGGCGACGAGGAAGUUUUCGAAGAACUCCGCCGAAUUUGUAACUGUAACGAUCCAAAUCAUCGUUUCAAACGAAGUAAAGAAGUCGGUGCAGGUGCAUCAGGAACUGUCUUCAUUGCCACCGACUUAACGAACGGCGAAAAAGUAGCGAUCAAAAUAAUCGAUCUCUCCAAACAAUUAAAAAAAGAACUCAUCCUCACCGAGAUAAAAGUUCUCAAAGAAUUCCAACAUCCAAAUCUUGUAAAUUUCCUCGACGCCUAUCUUCUCGACGAGCAUCUCUGGGUAAUUAUGGAAUUACUCGAGGGCGGACCACUCACGGACGUCGUCACCGAGACUGUGAUGAAGGAGGCGCAAAUCGCCGCCGUUUGUCGUGAAGUUCUCAAAGCCAUAAGUUUCCUCCACUCGAAGGGAAUUAUUCAUCGUGACAUUAAAUCGGACAAUGUUUUAUUGGGAAUGAGGGGUGAGGUGAAGGUGACGGAUUUUGGAUUUUGUGCGAAUAUCGUUGGCGAUGAGAAGAGGCAGACAAUGGUUGGCACUCCAUAUUGGAUGGCACCGGAAGUUGUCACUAGGAAACAAUACGGAAAGAAGGUGGAUAUUUGGUCAUUGGGAAUAAUGGCGAUUGAAAUGAUUGAAGGUGAGCCGCCUUAUAUGAACGAAGCUCCACUUCGUGCUCUUUAUUUAAUCGCCUCGGCAAAUGGAAAACCAUCGAUUCCAAGGUGGAACACUUUGAGUCCGAUCUUUCAAAAUUUCCUCGAAUGCUGCCUCGCCGUUGAGGUUGACGAGCGAUCGUCUGCCGAGGAAUUACUCGCACAUCCCUUCCUCGACAAUUGUGCCGAACUGAGUAGUCUUAAUCCGCUCAUUCGAGCGGCGCAAAAAGUUUUACACAAGGCUUUUUAAAAUUUAUUUUUUAAAAUUGAUUUUUAAAUUUAUUUUUAAAUUUAUUUUUCAAUUUAUUGUUAAAUUUAUUUAAAAAGCCUUGAAAUUUAUUUUUCUAUUCGAAAAAUUCUUCUUAGAUUUUUCUCAGUAGAGGAAAGUGCCACAAUUUUCACGCAUCACAGUUUUAUUCAUUGACUUUUGAAUUGCUAUCAAUUUGAAAAAAGAAUAUUUGAAAAAAUCUAAUUUCAAAGAGCGCUUUGGAAAUUUUUCCAAUUAAAGAUUUGAACCUUUUGAAUUCAAACGGAUUUUUGUUACUUUAAUACAGAAAACAGUAAAAAAAAUCCGAAAAACGGAAAAUUUAAUUUUUUUCAAAUAUACCGACGAGUCAGUGAAUUGAGACACUAUAAAAAAAUCAAAUACUGUAAAUUUAGAUUAAUUGAAAAAAGAAAGAAUUUAUCAACUUCAGACGUGAAAAAAUUCAUAGAAUUGAAUUUACUUUUUCAAACGCUAAAAAUAUGAAUUAAAAACAAAUUCAUUAAGAUUCAAAAAAAAAGUUGAUUUUAACGUAUCUUAGUCGAAUAAAAUACUCUCCUCUACUUUUUAUUCGCGCAUAAAGAACAAGCAAACAAAGUAGUGCCAAUUUUAUUUAGAGAGGCCAGUCACAAUUCUGUAUUAAGAUUUAGUAUUAAUUAGGGGACCAAACUUUAUAUGAAAUUGAUUUUUUUAAAGAAACCAAAUUUUAUAAAAGAAUUUUACACAAUUUUUUUUAGCCUUUUUACUAUUAAAUAUUAGACAAAAAAAAAUAAAAAAUGUGCCUGAGAGCAUUUUUGAUUGCUCAACGCUAAAUGCUAAUUAACCCAUAUUACUUAGUAUAUUAUGUAUAUAAAUAGAAUUUAUUUAACACAAUUGAGGGAAGCAAAGAUGUAUUUUUACUUCUAUAUAUAAAUAUAUUUAAUUUAGAUUGUAUUUUUAAAAAUGAAAAAAAGGAAAAAUUAAUCGAAAAUUAGACUGUGAUAUAAACGUGGUCUUGUUGAUAUAUAUAGAAAAAAAAAAGAAAAACGCAAUUUUUUUAACCAAUGUAACCGUGGAAAAUAAAAUGGACAAUAAAUACAUUAUUUACAAGUCGA
Messenger RNA from Leptopilina heterotoma, 3143 nucleotides. RefSeq names its product serine/threonine-protein kinase PAK 2 (gene Pak3). The record is from RefSeq and is a predicted model, not a curated record. Gene Ontology annotation, cellular component: cytoplasm. Bases 499 to 2037 code for a protein of 512 amino acids. Gene Ontology annotation, molecular function: protein serine/threonine kinase activity; ATP binding. Lineage: Eukaryota; Metazoa; Arthropoda; Insecta; Hymenoptera; Figitidae. The transcript has 3 exons. Gene Ontology annotation, biological process: regulation of MAPK cascade; protein phosphorylation; intracellular signal transduction.